GGUAGCAGAGCAAACUUCACGUUUUUAAGGAACUUUGAACUGGACGCUCAAAUUGCGCCGAUAAACGGUUUUGACCUCAUCGUCUGAGAAGUUGGGAGAACCGAAACAGACGCACGACUGCACUGGAACACUGAAACCAGUGUCAAAAACGUUUCCGGGUCUGUUUUGCAGCAGCGCAACGUUGUCGUUUCUCGAGCGGAUCUGCAGAAGAAAUGUCUCUUCGUUACCACAACAAAGUUGUCAUCGUCACUGGAGGAUCCAAAGGCAUCGGCAGAGGGAUCGUCAAAGUGUUCGUGGAGAAUGGGGCCGCAGUGGUGUUUUGUGCAAGAGGAGGUGCACCGGGCCAAACGCUGGAGGCACAGCUAAAUAAAGCAGGACCAGGAAACUGCAAAUUUGUCUCGUGUGACAUGUCCAGAGAGGAAGACAUCAAGAGACUGAUCGCUGUCACGGUGGAGACCUACGGACGCAUCGACUGUUUGGUGAACAACGCAGGCUGGCACCCGCCUCACAAACCUACAGAUGACACCACAGCCGAGGAAUUCAGGGACCUGCUGAAUCUGAACCUCGUCAGCUACUUCUUGGCCUCUAAAUAUGCGCUGCCGUACCUGCGAACACAUCAGGGGAACAUCAUUAACGUGUCCAGUCUUGUGGCGUCCAUCGGGCAGAAAGAUGCUGCACCCUAUGUUGCCACCAAGGGGGCGAUCAUCUCCAUGACAAAGGCCAUGGCCGUGGACGAGAGUCGCUACAACGUGAGAGUCAACUGCAUCUCUCCAGGCAAUGUGAUGACACCCUUGUGGGAAGAAUUAGCAGGACAGACACCAGAUGCUGCAGCAGCCGUAAAGAUGGGAGAAAAUGCUCAGCUGAUGGGCCGGAUGGGGACCGAGGCAGAGUGUGGACUGGCCGCCCUGUAUCUCGCUGCUGAUGCCACUUUCUGCACUGGCAUUGACCUACUGCUCAGCGGAGGAGCUGAACUCAACUAUGGCUUCAAGAGUCAGAUAUGUCUCAGUUGAAUGCUUCAGUUGGCCACGUUACUGUAAUGAGUACUCGAUGCUUUUAAAGCAAUUUAAUGCAAUACAAUAAGCAGUUAUUAAUUCAUUCAGUGAGCUAUCUUGAAUUCCUGACCAACUGUAGCAGGACAGGGUCCACUCCCCUCCGAUGGUCCAAUCAGAACCACUGUCUUUGACCUCUAAUGACCUCCCCCCAAGGUGUCCACCAAUGACACGUUAGGCUUUUGUCACGCCUCCAGUGACUUUUCUGAAUCAGAGUUAACUAGUUAAUAAAACGGUCAAUCAGG
Molecule: messenger RNA, 1294 nt
Organism: Betta splendens (Siamese fighting fish)
Lineage: Eukaryota; Metazoa; Chordata; Actinopteri; Anabantiformes; Osphronemidae
Gene: hsd17b14
Product: hydroxysteroid (17-beta) dehydrogenase 14
Exons: 9
Coding region: 213-1010 (265 amino acids)
Biological process (GO): steroid catabolic process
Cellular component (GO): cytosol
Molecular function (GO): estradiol 17-beta-dehydrogenase [NAD(P)+] activity
Source: RefSeq, a predicted model, not a curated record